GGAGGGUCUGGUAGGGUCGCAGCGGCCACGGGGUAGAGGCUGCUGGGCGGGCAAGAGCGCCAGCUUGCGACUUUUGGACUCCGAGUGCGGGUGGAAGAACAGAAAGCCGGAGGGAGGCCCGCCCGGGACCGCUGAAUCAGGAUUAGAAGAGGAGUCAUGUCAGAAGAAACAGUAAGUGAACCACAGUUUUCCCUGAGGACAGCAGCACUAAGAGUGUUUGAUCUUCCUCUGUCUUGGUACUAUUCUCUCAGCCAGAUCAAAUUUUCGCCAGUAGCUAAAAAGUUAUUUGUGGUAACUGCAGUGAGUGUUGUAUCUGUAAUUUUUCUGGCCCGUCACUUUAAAAGAAGACGUGGAAAGAAGAAAGGAAAAAUAUUACCAUGGGAACCAGAGCAUCUCAUACUUGAAUACACUAAAAGAGCAGCAUCAGACAAAGGUUCAAGUUGUUCCAGUAGCAGACAGAAUUUGACAUUAUCUUUAAGUUCUGCCAAAGACAAAGGAUCUCAGUCUUAUAAUUAUGCUAAUGGAGGACUCUUCAGUAAAUACUCAGGUUCUGCACAGAGUUUGGCCUCUGUCCAGAGUGUCAAUUCUUGUCAUAGCUGUGCUUGUGGCAACUCUAAUUCCUGGGACAAAGGAGAUGAAGAUGAUAUUAAACUUGUUAAUAUUCCUGUGACCACUCCUGAGAACCUAUACUUGAUGGGUAUGGAAUUGUUUGAAGAGGCAUUGUGUCGAUGGGAACAAGCUCUAACCUUUCGAAAUAGACAGGCUGAAGACGAAGCCUGUAGUUCCAUUAAAUUGGGUGCAGGAGAUGCCAUUGCAGAAGAAAGUGUAGAUGAUAUUAUUAGUACUGAAUUUAUCCAUAAACUUGAAGCUCUGCUGCAAAGAGCAUAUCGUCUCCAGGAGGAGUUUGAAGCUACCCUAGGGGCAUCUGAUCCUAAUUCCCUUGCUAAUGAUAUGGAUAAAGAUACAGAUAUCACCAUGAAGGGGAAUAUGGAUGACUUUGGCCUGAGAGACACCUUGAGUGUCACAUCAACCGAUUCUUUUGCUUCAGCCGCAGAGCUUGCAGAACACAAAGAAGUACAGCAUAUCUACAGUCUGGAGUCUCUUUGCCACUGCCCUUUUUAUGAAGAGGCCAUGCAUUUAGUUGAAGAAGGAAAAAUUUACUCAAGAGUGCUUAGAACUGAAAUGUUGGAGUGCCUAGGAGACAGUGAUUUUCUUGCCAAACUUCACUGUAUUCGACAGGCUUUUCAGGUAAUUCUUUCAGAAACAGCCAACAGGAUAUUCCUUGCUGAAAGUGGGAGGAAAAUUUUAUCAGCGUUAAUUGUAAAAGCACGAAAGAAUCCGAAGAAGUUUGAAGAUGUUUUUGAUGAAAUGAUCUAUUUUUUAGAGCAGACCGAUCACUGGGAUAGUACUGAAAUGGAACUUGCUGCUAGAGGAGUGAAAAAUCUAAAUUUUUAUGAUGUUGUUUUGGAUUUUAUAUUAAUGGAUUCCUUUGAAGAUUUAGAAAACCCACCCACAUCCAUACAGAAUGUAGUAAAUAAUCGCUGGCUAAACUCCUCCUUCAAAGAAACUGCUGUGGCUUCAAGUUGUUGGUCAGUGUUGAAACAGAAAAGGCAACAGAUGAAGAUCCCAGAUGGAUUUUUUGCCCAUUUUUAUGCCAUUUGUGAGCACAUCAGCCCUGUCCUAGCCUGGGGCUUUUUGGGUCCUAGAAAUUCUCUCUAUGAUUUAUGUUGCUUCUUUAAGAAUCAAGUUCUUUUCUUUCUCAAAGACAUUUUUGAUUUUGAGAAGGUGCGCUAUUCCAGUAUAGAGACUUUGGCUGAAGACCUCAUGCAGUUGCUUAUUCGCCGCACUGAACUUUUAAUGGCCUAUCUUGGAGCCGAUGCACUGAGGCAUACAAGUAGCUGUAUAAGUAGUCAAAGUCAUGCUAUGCCCAGUGGCCUGUUAGAAGCCAAAGUACAAUAAGUACCAUAAAAAUCAGACAAUUUCAGUGUGCUAUGAAACAUUUUAAGGUAACUAUUGAUUUUGUAACAUAUAUUACACAGAAUUGGUAGAUAUGGACUCAGGGAGGAAAAUAAACCUAGUAAAGAAUGAGUGAUUGUGUUGUACUUACACAGAAGUUCUGUCAUUGAAUCCCCAUGUAGUGUAUACAAAGUGGGUUUUUUUAAUCUUUAGGUAAUAAUCUUUAUGAAAUGUAUAUUUUACAGAAAUACUGCUUGAAUUGAAACCAGUACUUGGGAGUUAAUUGAUUUGUUGUCUUGAAGCUGUCUGAAAUGUCCAGUUUCAUUCUCAAAAGUUUUGUUUUUAUGCUUUGCACCUGGAAUAUAUAUACUUUAGCCAAGACUUUUAUGGCCCACACAUGCAAGAAUAUAUUACUCCUAGUGUCAACAAAGUUAAGUUUGCCUGAAAAUAUAUUUUUAAUUGUAAAGUUAUUUGUUGUUUAAUCAAGUUUAGGCAGUAGUGGUGUUUAAUAUGUACUGCUUAUGUUAUUGCUUGUGCAUUUGCUUAAGUAUUUGAAUCAAAGAAAUUGUAAUGGCCGAGUAUCGUUACAGAACAUUUAAAUGAAUUGCCACUGAGAAGUUUACAAGUUACAAGUUUAUAUUAGAUUUACUGAAGUUUCCAAAAUACAUUACAAUUGGUCCUAUGUUACAAUAGAGAGACUGAAGAAAUUUCUUUUAUCUUGGUAUAGAUUAGAACAUUUCCCUUGAAUGAAUAUUGAUUAAAAAUAUAACAUUUAUUAACUAUGACAGACAAUUAAAAUUUUUCCAUGUAGUUUUGAGACUAUCUCCCAACAUCCUAGGGUAUUAAUCUUGAUACAGUAAAAUCAUUUCUUCUUUCUCCUUAUGCAAAACUGGCUUUUAGUUGUUUCUACAGAGAACUUAGCACACUGAGAAUUUGUCAUAUUAUAACCAUAUUUUUAAGUUAUUCAUUGAUACUUUGAAUCUUAGGGAGGUCUUGAAGGUUUUUUCCCCCAGAUAUAGAAUAAAAUAUUUUUUAAUGGUAUGGGAAUAUGUUUCCUGUCCUUUAUGAUAGAUAUAUGAACAAGUGGGUUGUUCAUAUGAAUAAGGUUCUUCAGAGUAUAUUAGAUACUUUCAGAGUUGUAUUAAUUUUGUGUGUAAAUCAUAUGCCACUUAUUUAGAGUGGCUGUCUGAGUAAAACAAUGGAUUGGAUUUGGUGAUUUUGCUCCUAAAGUGGGCUUUAUUCAUUUUGGUAGUGAGUUAUCCAGAAGGAUCUAAAAUAUAUAUUUUUUAAAUGCAUUUUUAAAGUGCCUAGUUUCUGAUGAAUGAAUAGAAAAUGAAAAGUGGGGAAAGAAGCAUAAUCUUUUAAGGUUUUAAGUUUAUAUAUGUGCCACAUUUAUGUAAUAAUAGUUACAAAUUAGGACAUUCAGAACCUUUAUGCUGUUUGCAUGUACUGUGUUCCAUAAUGUGUAGGUUACAACAUUAAACAAUAUGAAAUGUUGCUCUAAUAUUUUUUGAGUAUAAGUUCCUUGACUUUUGUUACACAUAUUACAUAUAUUCUUAAUUUAACACUUGGCUGUUCAUAAUUCUUAUUGUUGGUGGAGGAUUAUCUUUAGAGGUAUGAAAGCUAAAAAUUCCAUUAUGUAAUAUUUUACUUUUAAAUUUGUAUCCUGUAUUUUGGUUUCUUGUUGAGGUACCACUGGCCUUGAAUGAUUCACACAUACACACAUGUGUGCACACACCCAUUCCCAUCAUUGUAUAAGCAAGAUAGUUAUUGCUUAUGUUAAUUUUCCUGUUGGGGGGCUGAAUGUUUUAAGCUGUGAUUUUAUAAACAAAGCUAUAAGUAAACUUAAUUACUUUUUUAUUUGAGGAAGAUAUUGUUUGAAAUCUGUUUUGAAGAAUUGCACUAUUUAAUAAUGCUGCUAGUACAUGAAACAACUCUGGGAAAUUUAUUUCAUCAGAUAAGAUGAAUGGCUUUCCAGAAGGUGUUUUUUCUUUUACACUUCACCUUAAAAAAAGAGAGAGAAAUUGCCCAUAUUUAAGAGGUUGUUUUGUCAAAUUCAGUGCUUGAGGUUGAUUAGUUUCUGGUCAGUUCAGAAGCUACUACCUUAGUAAGAGGCUUUCUAUGUGGCCUUUGACUCAAGAGACAAGAAUGACCAAAUAGACUUUCAAGGUAAUAGGUAUAGAAAAAACCCUCUCUAUUAUAAGGGAAGAAACUUGACCUUUCUAAAGAAACAGCUCUUAAAAAUGUUUCUGACCACUGAAGAGUACUUGAGGCAUAUGUUCCAAUUUCAGUUUGCCUUGAAAUUGGGUUAAAUAGAUAAAAGCAGUUUUAAAAAAUAAAAAGUAAGUAAAUUAGUCCAGAGCCUUUUAGGAUAAAACCCUAUUUAACACUUCUUCAUGGUAGUAUUAUCAGAAUAUUGCCUUUGCCACCGUGAGUUCUACCAUCUGCUUCCCUAUGUGAAUUAUAAGAGGACCUUGAAUUAAUCAUGAGAAAAUGGAUUUUUUUCCUCCUGUUUUCUGGAAGAAAAAAAGAUACAGUGUUCAGGUGAUUUAUAUUUGAUGA
Molecule: messenger RNA, 4518 nt
Organism: Kogia breviceps (pygmy sperm whale)
Lineage: Eukaryota; Metazoa; Chordata; Mammalia; Artiodactyla; Physeteridae
Source: RefSeq, a predicted model, not a curated record